Zea mays is the source of this 1135-nucleotide messenger RNA. RefSeq names its product 60S ribosomal protein L19-3. Gene Ontology annotation, biological process: translation. The coding region runs from base 288 to 938 and encodes 216 amino acids. NCBI's taxonomy places the organism in Eukaryota, Viridiplantae, Streptophyta, Magnoliopsida, Poales, Poaceae. The record is from RefSeq and is a predicted model, not a curated record. Gene Ontology annotation, molecular function: structural constituent of ribosome; RNA binding. Gene Ontology annotation, cellular component: ribosome; cytosolic large ribosomal subunit. The transcript is spliced from 6 exons.
UGAACGGAGGCCUGGUCCGCUUUAGAACCAAAAACCCUAAUCGCCGUGACCAUUUUGGGGCGCACAUAUAAGCCACCGCCGCCUCGCAUCUCCUCCUCCGCCCCACGCAGCUGAGGCGUUGAUCCUCACCGGCGUCGCCAUCGUAAUCGCCUUGGACAGCGGCACCAGAACCUCUGCCUCCGCAGGGUGCUUGCUGGUAUCAUUACAAUCUGGUAGUUUUAGUGGUUGGGCUUGACUUCCUACUAUUCAGAAACACAGUACCGAGAAGUCUUUAGGUGGGGUCAAAGAUGGUGUCGCUGAAGUUGCAAAAGCGCCUUGCCGCGAGCUACCUCAAGUGUGGGAAAGGCAAGGUGUGGCUUGACCCAAAUGAAGUUAGUGAGAUCUCCAUGGCAAACUCCCGGGUCUAUGUUUUUGCAAUACUUACAGGCCAGAAUAUCCGGAAGUUGGUUAAGGAUGGGUUUAUCAUCAAGAAGCCUCAUAAGAUCCACUCUAGAUCCCGUGCAAGAAGGGCACAUGACGCCAAGCAAAAGGGACGCCACUCAGGAUAUGGUAAGCGUAGGGGUACCAGGGAGGCUAGGCUACCCACCAAGGUUCUGUGGAUGAGGAGGAUGCGUGUGCUGAGGCGCCUUCUCCGCAAGUAUCGUGAGGCCAAGAAGAUUGACAAGCACAUGUAUCAUGACAUGUACAUGAAGGUCAAAGGUAACGCCUUCAAGAACAAGAGGGUGCUUAUGGAGAGUAUCCACAAGUCCAAGGCUGAGAAGGCCAGAGAGAAGACACUUUCUGACCAGUUUGAGGCCAAGCGCGCCAAGAGCAAGGCGAGCCGUGAGAGGAAGAUCGCUAGGAGGGAGGAGAGGUUGGCCCAGGGUCCACGAGAAAUAACACCACCUGUCUCAUCCACAGCUCCAGCUACUGGGGCACCGAAGAAAGCAAAGAAGUGAAGUAUUGAAAUAAAGCUGUAGCUUUCUAGUCCAGUACUGCACUUUCUUUUAUAAGCUCUAGUCAAAUUUUGGAGCGCCUGAACUGUUUUGCUGUUAUAUAACUUAGUGUAUUGAUAAAUUCGACUAUCACAUCUGGAUUAUUCUGCUGGAUAAUGUCCGUGUCUUUGAUGUUUGUGUUAAAUUCCUAUUCUGGAUGA